Wyeomyia smithii (pitcher-plant mosquito) is the source of this 1518-nucleotide messenger RNA. RefSeq lists its product as uncharacterized. NCBI's taxonomy places the organism in Eukaryota, Metazoa, Arthropoda, Insecta, Diptera, Culicidae. The record is from RefSeq and is a predicted model, not a curated record. The coding region runs from base 86 to 1447 and encodes 453 amino acids. The transcript has 2 exons.
GCAGUUUCGAUUUUGCCAUAGAGUCUUGCUCUAGAAAAUUAAUUUUCUUCAAAGUGCAAUCGCUGUUGAGUCAGUCGGCUUUGUGAUGCGAAUCAGUGAGAUAAAUUCAUCAAUGAUUUUGAUGUUCUUGAUGAGCACGUCACUAGCACUGCCAACAGACAAUACGCAGCAAAAGUUAAAUCGCGUUAAGCGCAGCUUUCUAUCAUCUUACUUCUGGAAAUCAACCGAACCUUCUGUGCCAGCAGUUGAGAACAUUCAAUCAAUUGAGAAUUCUCAAACAAUAUUCGCUGUACCGCGAUCUGUCAAUUCGAAUGUGCCACCCUCUUUUGUACCAGUAAUUCCUUUGCAACACUUUGUAUCAGCUGCUGGUCAACAUUUCAUUGCAGUGAAGCCGGUUAACGUUGCCGGACCAAACUGGAUACUUGACAAUCUAGUAGAGCAACCGAAGCCUCAUAAUCCGCUCAAGAAACCGUCAAAGACGCCGUUGGAUCUCACACCUUCUGAAGUAACGGAACUAAACCAACUAGCUAGGGUAAUUGGUGUAAGGGACCUCAACGAUCUUCCUCCAUUAGAGGAAGUCAUGACACUCCUUGGUACGACUUCCAAAAGUGAAACUAUAAAAGCCAUUCGUGACUAUGCUUCCACUCCUGGAGGGCUUGAGCUCAUCAAGGAAUACGUCGAUAGCUAUCAGCCAGUAAAGCGGAUGGACCUAUUAGAGAAAGAAAUAUCGAAUAAUCUCGUUUCGAAUCCACGGGUAGGUGAGCCAUCCCAAGGAAAAGCAUUCAACUCGAAUCCACCAAUUGCUUUCGUGUCUAAUAAUCCAGCAGAAUCACAAGACCAGUUAAAUGCUACAACUCCUGCCCAAAAUACGGGGUUUUUCGCAGGGCUCCGAUCAUUCUUCUCAUUAGGAUCAUCCACUGAACCCCCCAAGAAAACGGAAGAAUCUGUCAAUCGACUGGACGUCGCUACAGAAAACCCUAUACCAGUAAUUGGAGCCAAUUAUGUUCCACAUUUCAUUAUUCCAAUGCAACCGUUGCUAGGAAAUGAACAUUAUUAUAAUUUAAUGGGUCAUCCGGUGAAGCCGGCCAUUCAGGAUAUGAACCCAUUCGUGCUAAAACCGCAUUUGCCGCAAUAUGUGAGCACCACUAAUCCACCAAGCACUCUAACUGGUUCUCAGAAACAUGUAGCGCAAGUAUAUCAUGAAGGUAUACCAAAGAUACAAAAAGAAGCUUUAUCAGUUGUACAAAACCCUGCCGGAGUUUCACUAGCUGCGGAAUCAAAGAAACAAUUAAAUGUAAACAGUUUGGAAAUUGUUCUUGCAUCAUCGGUUGAUGGUCCAGUAUUUCAACCUAAAUCUGAUACAGCAGUUAGUACAGAGACUAGUAGCACCUUAGAAAAUACAACAGUUACUACGACGAGGGAAAUCACUACGCCAAUUAAUGAAUAAUUGAUGAUAUAAUUAUUAAUUGGUUGUUAGAGUCGAGUUGAUUGGAAAUACUUUAACUUAUAACUUAAUAG